GGAUAUCAUGCCCUGUGAGCUGUUUACUACGUCCCCAGUGAUGACGUAUCUAUAAUUUUCAAAGUUGACAGCUUGGUAACAAUGCUGGAGCGUAACAUUUUCUUGGUCUUAGCAAUAUGCAGUUGAUUUAGAGACACACAUAACAAAUAUCAUCUUAUCUGUUAGAACUUUUGCAUAGUCCAUAAAACAUGUCUUUCUUCGUAGAUUCAGUGAUCAUGUUCACCUCCCAGGUGUUUUUCUUUGGCUUCGGCUGGCUCUUCUUCAUGCGACAAUUAUUCAAAGAUUAUGAGAUCCGACAGUAUGUCGUCCAGGUGGUGUUUUCAAUCACCUUCGCCUUCUCUUGCACUAUGUUUGAACUAAUCAUAUUUGAAAUCCUGGGAGCUCUAAGCAGCACGUCAAGAUAUUUCCACUGGAAAUUGAACCUUUAUGUGAUUUUACUGGUUCUCAUCUUUGUGGUGCCUUUCUACAUUGGCUACUUUGUUGUCAGCAACAUACGACUUCUGCAGAGACAGAAGCUUCUCUUUGCUUGUAUGGUAUGGUUCACAUUCAUGUAUUUCUUCUGGAAACUGGGGGAUCCCUUUCCUAUCCUCAGCCCUAAACAUGGGAUCCUAUCUAUUGAGCAGCUUAUCAGUCGAGUUGGGGUGAUUGGUGUCACACUUAUGGCUCUGCUAUCUGGUUUUGGUGCGGUCAACUGCCCUUACACCUACAUGUCUUACUUUCUGCGUAAUGUGACAGAGAGUGACAUCUUAGCCCUGGAGAGAAGAUUGCUUCAGACCAUGGACAUGAUUGUCAGUAAAAAGAAACGGAUUGCUAUGACGAGGCGCCAGAUAUUCCAGCGUGGAGAGGACCAAAACAAACAGACUGGAUUCUGGGGGAUGAUCAAGAGUGUCACGUCUUCUCCAUCAGGCAGUGAGAAUCUGUCUCAGAUUCAGCAGGAAGUGGAUGCUUUAGAGGAGCUCAGCCGGCAGCUCUUCCUCGAGACAGUAGAUCUUCAGGCCACCAAGGAGCGGAUAGAAUAUUCCACGACGUUUCAGGGAAAGUACUUCAACUUCUUGGGCUACUUUUUCUCCAUCUAUUGUGUUUGGAAGAUAUUUAUGGCCACCAUCAAUAUAGUCUUUGACCGUGUGGGCAAAACUGAUCCAGUAACUAGAGGGAUCGAAAUUACAGUGAACUACCUGGGUAUCCAAUUUGAUGUGAAGUUUUGGUCCCAGCAUAUCUCUUUCAUCCUGGUGGGGAUCAUCAUCGUCACCUCCAUACGAGGCCUGCUGAUCACACUCACUAAGUUCUUCUAUGCUAUCUCAAGUAGCAAGUCUUCAAAUGUAAUAGUGCUUGUUCUGGCUCAAAUCAUGGGCAUGUACUUUGUGUCGUCUGUGUUGCUCAUGCGCAUGAGUAUGCCGCUGGAGUAUCGCACCAUCGUCACCGAGGUCCUGGGGGAGCUGCAGUUUAAUUUCUACCACCGCUGGUUCGACGUCAUCUUCCUGGUCAGCGCUCUCUCCAGCAUCCUCUUCCUCUACCUUGCCCACAAGCAAGCGCCCGAGAAGCACAUGGGGCUGUGAUUUUUUGCCACGUGACAGAGCUGUGUUUAUCUUUUUUCAUACAAGCUUUUUUUUUUAUUCAGUUUGUUUUCGUGUAUAUGGCAACAUGGGGUUCAAUGGAAAGACCCUCUUGUGAUGUAGGUUCUGAUCGAAAAGCCUACACACAGCGGAUUGCAACGAUUGGCUCUGUGCUAAACUGUGUUCGGAUUGGACAGGGAUUAAUAGGCUUUACAAAAAUAAUUAAUUUGAUUGGGAAAGCAGGUGAAGAUUUGACCAAUUCGGUAUAGAUGCUUUCUUUUUUUUUUGAUUUCCUGUGGGGUGAUAUCUACUGACUUGCAGAUGGAGGCCAGGCUCUGCACAUGUACUACUGGGCAUAAAUAGCUCCAAGCCUUAACUCAUUACUCAACUAUGACAUUGCUCCAGCCCUCACAGUAAACAUCAAAAAUCCACUCUUGACAUUUGUUUUUAAUCACGCAGCUAUCAUGGCCUCAGCAUAGACUACUGAUCCCAGUGUUAUCUCUGGGUUCAUUGCACUCGGAACAUAAAAGUUCCUACAACGUCUUCUGUAAGGUCAGGUGACGUUUUGAAGAAAGGCGUUCAGAUUUUAUUAGACAGGUUUGCAAGGACCAUUAUCUGGAGAAAAAUGCAGUUUGAAUGGAUAAACUGGCCCAGUAAGUGUUCUUUAAAAAAAUAUAUAUUUCUGCCUUUAAACUGCAACGAGGAACUCUGCCUAAUUUCAGAGUAUAUAACAUUGGCUCUGUAUCAGUAGCCAGUUACUCCGUAAUUGUAUAUUUUGUUUUUGAAAUGCAGUCCACGUAGAUAAGCCACGAUUUUAAGACGUCAGCGAUCACUAAGACACAAGAUCUUGUUGCAGUUGUUGCUUCUUUUUAUAAGUUGUCACCUCUGAGACAAAUAAAUAUGUCUUUGUUAAA
Molecule: messenger RNA, 2467 nt
Organism: Clupea harengus (Atlantic herring)
Lineage: Eukaryota; Metazoa; Chordata; Actinopteri; Clupeiformes; Clupeidae
Gene: gphra
Product: golgi pH regulator A
Biological process (GO): intracellular pH reduction
Cellular component (GO): Golgi cisterna membrane
Molecular function (GO): voltage-gated monoatomic anion channel activity
Source: RefSeq, a predicted model, not a curated record